Messenger RNA from Actinia tenebrosa (Australian red waratah sea anemone), 15223 nucleotides. RefSeq lists its product as uncharacterized. The record is from RefSeq and is a predicted model, not a curated record. Gene Ontology annotation, molecular function: lipid carrier activity. Gene Ontology annotation, biological process: lipid transport. NCBI's taxonomy places the organism in Eukaryota, Metazoa, Cnidaria, Anthozoa, Actiniaria, Actiniidae.
CUGUCUGGAUAAAUUUGCGCACAGCUCGGAGCUAAAAUGAAGACGCUUAUCAUUUUGAUGUUGGCCACAGGAGUCUUUGGGGCACCCUUUGCUGGUCAACCAAGCAGCUCACAAAAAACUUGCUCAAAAAAAAAUCUCCGAUUCCCCACCGGGAAGGAGAUGACCUACAACUAUGUAGGAGAAACCGUUAGCAGUGUGAAUGGAUCGUCAACUGCUCAGUCGGCGUUGAAAAUUAAAGCACGCUGYGUGAUCAAGACUAUUGGUGCAUGUCAACAUGUUUUGAAGAUAGACAGUGUCGAGCUCUGGGAAGGCCAGAGUAAGAACCUCCCUAUUCAGUAUAAUCGCUCUGGGGAAACGGCAUCUUUUGCUCGAGAGCUUCAUGCUCAUGACCUCGUCUUCCGAUCCAGGAAUGGCGCUAUUGUGGAGGUGUUGUCUUCUUAUCACGAGAGCCCACAGUCCCUGAACAUCAAGAAGGGUAUCCUCAGCGCCUUGCAAGUACAGUUUAUCAAGGAUCAUUCCUUAAUGAAUGAGACUGAUAUUGCUGGAAAAUGCCCUGUCCAAUACCGCAUCCACUCCAAACAUCUUAAUGGAUACGUAAAAGUUCUUUCGAAGACGCGAAACCUGAAGGAAUGCAGCAAUAGUUCCAAAACUUACUUUGGAAUUCAUAUCCAUCAAUAUAAUGAAAAGUCGUUUAAUAGACUUUACUCGUCAAGCAACUGUCGYUACMUCUUGAACGCCAAGAAGCGUAUCACGAAAGUUGUGUGCCAAGAGAAGCACCUGUUCAGACCCUUCUCCUCAGGAGCUCCAGCUGGUGCAUCUACCACCAUCAAGCAAGUUCUGGAGCUUCAGGGAAUGACAAAAGCACCCAUUGAGUAUGGAUAUGAUACAAAACGUCUUCCUCGAAGUACUCCACUCACUUUCGAGCACGUCAAGCCAAACCCAAAAAGCCUGGAAUCGGGCAAAGUGAUAGAAAUCAUCAAGCAGUUGGCUCGCGAAUCCAUCGAAGAAACAAAACCAGAAUCAGCUCGUCUUUUCUCUCACUUGAUUUUCCAUCUGCGCAAGUUGGACAGAAAAGCUGUGGAGAAAGUCUGGGAUAGCAUCUUCGACUGCGACAAGUUUGAAAAAUGCACUCCUCAAGAGAAAGACAAAUUCCAAAUGUAUCUCCUAGACGCCCUCCCUCAUUGUGGUUCGUCUGGAUGCGCUCUAGUAAUGAGUCGUGCCAUUGAGCGUCAACUUGUCAAUGGUGAACGUGGCAACAUGUUCUUGACAGGACUUGCACUGGUAUCUGUGCCCACAGAGGAAAUGAUCGAACACGUCUUACGGCUCUGCCAGGUCAAAUCAAGUCGAACUUGUAUGCUGACUCUUGGUACAUUGAUCCACAAGCUCUGCGAGGAUGGAAAAUGCAACAGAUUGGAUGUCAAAGCAAUUGUCAAGGCUGAAGAAUGGUUAAUGGGUCUGUUAGGAAAGAAAUGCGAUUUCCAAAAUUCAGAGCAGGCUGAACGUGUCAUCAUGGCCUUAAAAGCAAUUGGCAAUGCCGGUCGCCCUUCGUCUGAGAAUUCACAGUUCAUUCUCAUGAAAUGUGCCAAUAACCAGAGCCUACCAACCAACAUGACUCUCGCAGCGCUGAAGGCMYUUCGCCGAAUGCCAUGCAGCAAAUUAACCACUGAACGACUUUUCAACAUCUACGAAAACCAAGACGUUGAUGUAGAAACCCGAAUCGAAGCAUACCUUKCUCUUCUCAAAUGCCCAAGUGUUGAACUUUUCGCACGUAUUGCAAAGAUCCAAAGGGAUGAAGUUAACAAGCAGGUUGGCUCYUUCGUCUGGUCACACAUCACCAAUGCCAUGGAAUCAACUGAACCUCUCCACGGUCGCCCCUUGGCAGACAUGAUCCGCAAAGCUCUUGGAGGACAAAUUCUUCGUGAAUUCAACCUGAAUCGCUUGAGGUUCUCACGCGCUUGGGAAGCAUCUUAUUAUAACGACAUCCUUCGAGCUGGUGGCUCAUUACAAGGUCACGUGAUCUACCACCCCAACAGCUACUUCCCACGCAGCACCCAUGUCAACCUUACCGUCGACGUCCUUGGAGCUUCUAUCAACGUCUUGGAAGCAGCAGCUAGAUUUGAGGGCUUUGAAACUCUGAUCGAGCAGUUCUUUGGACGUGAUGGUUACUACCCAGAUGACCGUAUCAUGGGCAUGUUCAAUAACUUGAAGCCACACGAUCAGCGCGGAGAGGAAGAGAAGCCUAUUAGAGGAAAACGAAGUGUUGAUGAUCUUUCAAUGAACAAAGURGAGAAACACCUCAAUGAAUUGCAUGCUAAGAUGGACAACCGCAAGCACACCCCAUCUGGUGCCAUUUCAGUCAACCUGUUUGGCAACGAAAUGAGAGUCGCAAGCUUUGAUGACAUCAACUGGCUCCAGUCUGAAGCUGACAACAUCAACAUGGUUGAUUUCCUGAUCAAGCUCGCACGAGGAGGCAACAAGACUUUCACCAAGAGCAUGAUGUUCCUCGAUGCUGAAACAACAAUCCCAACGAUUCUUGGUCUGCCCCUGAAGCUUGAAGCUAAGGGUACCACUGUUGUAUCAGUCUUGAUGAACGGAAAGUUUGACAUYAGAAAUAUGUUCUGGGGACCAAUGGCGUUUGACGUUCGUGGACACAUGAAACCAAGUGCGGUAGUAGAAGUAGCUGGGCGCAUGAGAGUCGAUGCAUCCCUUGCAGAGGCUGGCAUUCUUCUUAACACCUCUAUGUACACCUCAACGGAAAUCAGAGGCAACGCCACUUACAAACAAGGACAAGAGCUCAAGUUUGAACUUGGCGCCCCAUCCAAGCCAGUCCAGAUCUUCAAUGUCUCAUCCAGCUUAUUUGCAACUCUACAUGAGAAGAAAAUCCAGAUUCGUGGAACCCAGAGACGCUUUGAGCCUGCACCAUGCAUGAAUUUCACUCGCGUCCUCGGCUUGGCAUUUUGUAGUCGCAUGUCACUCCCCAUUGGAUUCCGUGACAUCCAAGCUCCAUUUUUCCCUCUGUCUGGACCUGCCUCGUUCAGUAUGUCAGUCAUUCCAACUGAUCUCAAGCUCCGCGUGUACCAAAUCGUUGCACAACGACUCCCUACCGAAGAUGAGAACAACUUUGACAUCAUAGCACGGAUCUCAACUCCAAACGCCACGUGGGAACGCGAGUUUGAAGCCAAUGCCUCUCUGUGGUUGAAAGACCAAAAGAAAUCCUUCAGCAUCUCCACUGGUGCCCUUGGCUACAAGUUUGGUAACCUGUCUGGUAGCUAUCACAACUACACCAACGCUAUCAACCUGACCUUUGAGGCUAAAGAUGUUAUCUAUGGAAACCGCAUUGCCCUGAACGCUCAGUACUUCAACAAGACAAAUCCUCUCACCCGAGAACGACGUAUUGGAACCACUUGGUCUGCCAUGUACAAGAACUACACCAUUACCCAACUUACAGAGAUCUACAACAGGUCCAACACGUAUGGAUUCGUGAGCAACAUGACUUACUGGCCAGGAAAGUACUUCUAUUCCAACGGUGAAGUGGACAUCUCUGCCAAGAGCCUCAAGUUCCUCGGUAACCACACUUGCACAAAGACGUCAGUGCGCUUCAAUGGUCAACUGAACAAACAUGAAAACACCUUUCUCUUCAACAUCUCCAGCGGCUUCAAGAAUAUCAGUGUUGAAGUCGAUGGUGUGAUGAAUAAGGUACAGAAAGAGGCUAUCUUGAGGUCUUAUAUUCUACCAUGCAAACAGUCGUUCACCCUGCGCAGCUCUUAUGUAGCCCAAGAAAAUGAGAAGGGGAUCCACUUCAAAGCAAGUCAUGAUAACAAGAACCGAGUGUUUGCGUGGUACACAGGCUUCUCGAACCAAACCAACGAGAAAUCAAUCAAGACCAAUGCUUCCAUUCURGGAAAACCUUUUGAAACCGUACUGACCUUCUUCAACUACACAAGCGAGAAAGGCAUCAAGUUCAACAGUUCUGCAGUUGGCAAGUCAAUCAACAGCGCCAUCUCCUACCUUGUCAAAGAUGGUCUUAGAAGCAUCAGAAUGAAUGCRUCUGCUUUUAACAAGAAGGCGGAAGCAGUUUGGUCGUACGACAACAGAAAUUCCAACAAGAAAAGCGUGACAUUCAAUGCCAACGUCAUGAAGAAAUCUUUCAAUGCUGAGUGGGCAUUUGUCAACCUUACCAACAUAAAGAGCUUGACGUUCAACGCCUCAGGCCUUAACAAGACCGUUGCAGCUGCGUGGACAUUCCUCAAUCUUACCAACAACAGAAUUGUCAAGUUCAAUGCUUCUGYGCUCAACAAGACAAUGGAAGCCUUUUGGAGCUACUCGACGGCGAAUGCAGAAAGAAGCCUCAAGUUCAACGCUUCAGCCCUCAAUAAAACCAUCCAGUCAGCACUUACAUUCUUGAAUCUUCCUCAAGAAAAGAGCAUCAAGCUUAACGCUACUGUUCUCAACAAGACAAUGGAAUUCGUCUCUACCUUCUUCAAUCARCCAACAAUGAAAGCCUUGCAAUUUAAUGCUAAAGGAUUUAACAAAUCCGCAUCCACCUUCCUCAUGUACUCGUAUUUUGAUAACAUCAAGGCCCUGAAGAUGAACACAACUAUUCAAAACAAGACAGUAGAGGCAGGGUGGAUCUUCUUGAACACCCAACGAGAGAAAGUGCUCAACUUUGCUGCCACCGUCUUGAACAAGAAAGCUGAAGCCAACUGGACGUACUUCAACCACGACUCUGAGAAAGGACUCCGCUUCAAUGCCCAGGCAAUGAACAAGAACAUUGAAGGUGUAUGGACCUACUUCAACACUCCUUCGGAAAAGGGACUGAAAUUCAACACAACGGUUUUGAAUAGAACAGCCCUUGCCACCUUGGCUUACUUCAAGCUUGCCGAUAGCAUCGGAGUGCGAUUCAAUGCUAGCGCUUUGAACAGAUCCAUUGGAUUGAUKUCACAGAUGAUCAAAGAAGGUGAUGACAAGAAGAUAAUGAUGAGCGGAAGCUACCAAAACUAUAGUAUGGCUCUGGUUGCUGCACUUAAGAACUUGACUACAUUCAAGAGCGUCUGUGUUCACUCUGAGUUCUCAAGCCGCCCAUACGGACAAAUCUGCAUGGCUUUCUCCAACAGUUCCAUGGACAAGAGYAUUGCCUUCAAUGUCAGCAUGCUGAACAGAACAGCCGAAGUCAAGGCCCAAAGAAUUGAACAACCACACUUGCGUUCCCUUCGUCUGACUGCCAAGUACAACAAGACCAUCUACCUUGAAUCCUGGAUGAGCCGUCUKUAUACUGACACCUUGAAAACCUUAGGAUUGAACAUGACCAUUGCAAACAAAUCUGUUGAUGCCAAAUGGUACAUGGAAAGUAGUCCAGAAAAGUCUGAGAGAGCUGUAGGAUUCAAUCUCACAGUUUUAAAGAGAACCAUGGGGCUGAAAUCAGUAUUCAUCAACCAACAGAAAUUCAAAGAAGCUUCAAUGCAUCUGAUGUGGAACAAAACUUAUGUUGCUAGUUCUUUACUGGUCUUCCACAACCUGACCAAUCAGAAGAUACUCAAGCUCCGCAAUCGCAUUGGACGUUAUGUUGGCGUCGUUCAAGGAGAGUACAGACUGCGUGACGGUGCUAGGGAAUUCGAAAUGCUGUACAAGAUUCGUAAUGAAUCAAAGAACAUGUUCUAUGCCAGCUCCCUGCUAACUUACAAGAGCCAGAGCUCGAAGAGGAGAGAACUAAACUUUGUCCAAUCCUUUACAGUUUUCAGUCGCAGCUUCGAAUAUGGUUGGGAUCUGUUACACGUAAAUGAUUCUUACGAGUCCAGAAUGGAUCACCAGUUAAAAAUAGCUUUGAUGUACUCUAAAGGAAAGAAARUUUCGAUGACUGGCAAGAUCAGCAAUGACGAAAAAACACUAUCUACUGGCUUAGACGUAGAAUAUCUUCCAAGGAAAACUGUCCAACACAGUAUUGUGUGGUACAAAGAACGCAAGAUGAUCCAAAYAACAGUAGAACUUUUACCAAAAAUACCAAUCACCAACACUCUUGAAUGGAAUACAGAUGAAGGUCUCUACGUACGUAUGAGCACCAGCGCUUUCAACAGAAACAUUGAAAGCUACUUCCGUUACCUCAAAAACUACGAGUCCUACGAUGGAAUGAUUACAAAGUCAAUUACUUUCAAUGGGCAGUUCUCCAGAAAGAACGGUCUUCUCAUCACUUCAAAGAUCAAGGCUUUUGAAAAGGAAUGGUCGCACAAACUCGAAAUCAACAAGGAACAGAGAAAGUUCUACAUUUCUAUGGAAUUGAUUCCCAAGAAACCAAUGUCCUUUGAAGCAAGCUGGGACCUCGUCAAAGGGCUGAAGAUCAACACUAAAUUAUCUGCUCUUAAGAAGUCUCUCAAAUGGAAUGCACUCUAUGAAAACCUAACCAAGUCAUGGACUUCGGAGUUGACCAUCUUGAAAGAAAAAGUCUUGUUCYUGGAAAGCUACGACGUCAACACCAAAACACUCAACGUCAGUGUCAAAAUCAGAAACAGACGAAUUGGAUUUGUUGGACGAUUCGACAUCAAGGCUUACGUUGUAAGUGCUCACUUGACCUGCAAUCAAUGGAUGACUGGUUGGUUCCUCAAGCUUGACCCAAAGAACAGAAACAUUAUCUACAACGCAACUUUAACAUCCAAAAUUUCUGGACAGAUGGUUGCUGAAAUGCCAAACAACCACGAACUUCAGAUCACCCUGCAAAGAAAGCUCGGAGUUAACAUCGUGAAUGAGUCAAGAAUCAUGUACAGACUCAGUCCAGAGGCAAGCCGUGUGUUCCUCACAUGGAAUACAACAACCGUCAACUAUGUUGUUAGCAAAGUUCAGUCUUUGAAGCCUUUGGUGGUCAAUGCUACAAUGAAGCUUUACAACUUGACUUUGAUUGGAGCCAAAAACCUGACCAAGAAAAUCGACAUUCUGAUGAACGACGCAAAGAACAAGCUGAAGCCCCAAGUUAUGAAAUUCUACAAUGCUGUCAAGAGCUACGACUACAACGGAGCAUACAAAAACUUCAGCUAUAUUGCUAAAAAUAUCAGCAUCAAGGCAUUAAACUUCAGCUCACAAGCCUACAACAUCAGCUUUGAGACUCUGGCAAAAAGUGUGAAAGAUCUCCCCAAGAUUGUCCGCAAUGCAACUGAAUUGUUCAAGAAAGUCCAAGCAAAAGUUAUGGAGAUUCGCGCCGAGAUGAUGGCCAAAGUUCCAAAGAUCACUGCYCAGAUUGUCGAACAUCUUACCAACAUUAGCCGCGACCUUAAAUCCUGGGGCAACAACGUUUCAGUAAUGGUUGGCGAUAUCAAGAUCCGCAAUGUUAAAAUCAACACCAUGGUUAAGCGCGUUGUGAAGACUGUUAUGGAACUCCAGAAAGAAUUGAAGAAAAACAUCACUCUCCAACUGAAGAAGCUGAUUGAAAAAGUUCGCCGCUUGGAAAUCCGUCAGAAAAAUAUUGGGGAAUUGGUUGACAAGUACGUGACGARAGUCCGCGAAUUCACUUGUGACUUCAAACUCAAGUGCACCUGGAACAACAUCUCAAGAAUUGCUCUGAACAUCUCUCGUCAAGUUAUGAAGAUCAAGAUCCUUGACAAGACCGUUGGAAAGCACCUUAUCUCUUUGAUAGAAAAAGCCAACAAUGUGAGAAUUCAAAUAAAAAUCAUGUCUGUCAAACUCGUCAAGAUGACACCAAAGAUGUUGAGAAAUGCAACUAUCCAAGCCAUUCAUCUGGUGCGUAAUGUUUCCAAUGACGUUCAAAAAUUCACAGAAAUCAUGACAACCAAGGUAAGCCAAGGAUUCUUGAAGGCUUCCACAAAGGUCCAAAAGUACACCAAGCCUCUGACGUCUCUCGUCGUGAAGAUCUCCAUCUCCAUCUACAACCGUGCYAAACCACAGAUCUUGACAUACUUUGAAAACACCAAACCCAUGGUAGCCUUUGUAAAGGGGGUUUAUGAAGAUGUUAUGAUUUUCAACAAGCCUAUGCUCAAGCCAUUGGUACCAUUUGCAAAUGAACUGAUGAAUCAGAUUUUGAAUAUCACAAUCAAGAAGAUCCCCAUUGGUUUUGCCCUCSACAAGAGUGUUAAGAUCACAGUUGAUGAAGCAGUUAGAAUGUUCAAGGAACUAAACCACACCAUUACAAGCAACGUCACCACCAUUGUGAAGUUCUUGAAAGAUUUAUCCAAGAAGACGCCAGAAGAGAUGAUCGACAUCACCAUCGUCAAGGUYCUCAAGCUCGUAAACCACACCAAGCAUCUUGUCAACAAAUCCAUUGAAUACACUUUCAAUUCCUCAAAGAAAGCCCUUACCACUUACAAGGAAUCCAUGAUUGCCUUGGAAAAGAACAUCAAGAAGGUCUUGAMCUCUCGACCAGAAGAUUUAGUUGAGCUUUCUAUCCAGAAAAUCCAAGUCUAUAUCCAGAACGUCACAGCUUUYGUGAAAAACAUGUCCAAAGAAGUUAAAGGUAUCGCUAAGCAAAUCCAGGAUUUGGACUUCACCACCCCAUCCAAGAAAGUAUGGGAGRAGAUUGAUCUCGUCAACAGGUUCAGUUCUCUCGCCCUCGGUGACAAGUGGAACAAGACUGUUGAGAAAUACAUGCAACACUUCAAAUCCCUUAACUUGAAAGAACGUGCACUAGCAGUCAAAGAACGCGCCAACAACCAUGGCCUCCGUAUCCUCCGAGAACUGAAGGAGAUUGCUAAGCUUGGAGAGAGAGCUUUCGACCUUACAAUGAAACUCGUUCGCAUGGAAGUCACUCGUGAGGACUUUGUGAAAGAACUCAUCUCAAUCAUCGAGGGAUCCAAAACAGUUGCUAUGAAACACUUCCAUAUUGCCAAGAACACCUCUUUUGUAAUGUACAACUUGCACAACAAAUACUGGAAUACUGCUGUUUUGAGUGCAAACGCAUACAAAACACUGAGCCUGAACAAGAUCCAAAAGGGGUAUGAAAACGCAAUCAAAUAUCUGGCUGAGUUCUACAAGGAACAUGAGAAAGACUCUAAAGAAACCUACGAGUUUUACAAGUCUGUUGCCCUUGAUGUAUACGAAAUUGUCCUGAGUGAAACAACUGAUUUGAAGAAGAAGAUGGACAAAAAAAUGGUAGAGAUGAAGGAAAAACUGAUGGUUAAACUAGAAUCCAUCAUCAAGAAGCUGAGAAAGUAUGAAAAUAUGACCUUCGAAGAGAUGGGAGUCCAGGCAUACCAAAUAUCCAAGACCUACGGAGUUGCUUUGUACAAGAACUACAGCAUCAAGGUAUUGAACCUUUAUAAYAAGACCAGAAACAUUACCCUGAGAGCUUACAAUCUGACCAAGGUUAUGGCUGUAAAGUACUACAACCUUAGUCGUGUCCACGCCCUUAGAAUCUUCAACAUCACCAAGAACCUGACUGUGACAUACUACRAAAUCUCUCGCAACAUGACCRUCAAGGCUUUCCAUAUGUCACGCAACAUGACCAUGCAGCUCUUCAACAAGACCCGCAACAUCACCAUCCGUGGAUUAAACUACCUGAACACGACUGUGAGGCCUAAAUUGAUUGUGUACUUUGGAAAAGGCAAAGUGAUUGUCAUCAAAGUUUACAAUAGAAGCCAGGAAAUGACCAGGAAGGCUAUCAGCGACCUGAAACAAUGGUAUGCUGACAACAAGGAAAGGACAGUCGAGGAACUCUACAACGAAGCUUAUGGUGCUGUCAACCAGAAAGUUAGUGCUGYAGUGGAGAAAGUGAAGGCUAAAGCACAAGCMCAAUUGGCCAUUGCCAACAAGACUCUCAGAAACAUUACUCUUGAAGUCAUGUCAGUCUACAACCAGACCAAGAAUGUUUCCAUGAUCGCUGGCAAACAACUGAUUGUAAUUUUCUCGCCAUAUGCCAAGAUCGCCCAGAAUAAAACCAUGGUGUUAUUCCUCCAGAUGAAGAACAUGUCCAUUCCUUUGAUGAAGAAAGCUCAAAAUAUGACACUCCACCAAAUCCAGAAAGCAAAGAACUUUACAUUGCUGAACAUCAACAAAGCCAAGAAUUUCACCAUCGCUCUCUACCGCAACAUAACAAACCGCAAAGACUUCAAAGAGUUCAUGGCUAAGCACCAGAUCAAAGAACGAUACGCCAAGCUCAUUGCCAAGAUCAACUCCACCAUCGAAAAAAUAAAAUCAUUUAUCCAAGAAACCAGACCCAAACUUGAGGCCAGAUACAAGGAGACUUUGUUCUACCUGAACGUGACUCUCCCUGGUAUGAUCAAACAGAAGAAAGAAGAGAUCAUGGCAGAUCCAAAGGGAUACAUGAAGGCCAUUUACGAUGAUGCCACAAGCAAGUUCCAAGAAUUGAUCAAGGAUACACCUGUUGAACAAAUCAUYAUGCAUGAGAUCUGGAGUGAUUAUCUUAACGAAAUGAAGCAACACGAAAUCGCAGAGUUUGGCAGCAACCUCGUCACAUAUGGAAAGACCAAUGUAAAUUAUGCAGUGAGGAAGUUGAAAGAGAAGGUCGAAAUCCUGAAGAUCAAGACCRAAGAACUGAAGGUCAAGGCUAAGGAAUUGGUCGCCAARGCAAAGAAGAUGGUCAAGGACACCAAACAAGCUCUCAAGAAGGGAUUCAAUGAUUUCAAGCAAAUGAAAUUGAGGGAAAUUGUUGAGCACCGACAUGUCUUCAAGGCCCUUGAGCUUGCUAUGAACACCACCCUUAAAGUUGAAAACAUGACACUACAAGUUAAGAAGAUCACUCUUAAAUGGGUUGCAGUUGGCAAAGUGUUAUACAAGAACAUGACCAUGAAGGUUCAAAACUACACUCUGCUUGUAAAAAAGUACGCUAUUGAACUGAAGAAGAACUACACCGUAGUUUUCGAAAAGAUUAAGAUCAUUGCCAAGAACUACACUAUGAUUGCAAGAAACAUGACCAUCAAGGCAUGGAAGGUUGCUAGCAACUGGACCAUGGUUAAAUUCAACGCUACAAGCCUAUGGAUCAACAAAACAGCAGAAAAGGGCAUUGAGAUGUACAAAGUUAAAGUCAUUCCUUAUUACAAGAACAAGGUGCUUCCCUUCUACAACAACAAAGUCGUACCAACGUAUCUGAAAUACAGGAAACUCGUCAUCGACUUUAGCAACAACAUGACCAAACUCGCUUACAACCGAACCAUCAACAGCAAGGCAUACAACUUUACCAUCAAGAGCUUCAACUUCACCGUCGAGCUUCUUCGCAACGUGAGCAAAAUGACACCACGUCAAUCUGCCAUCAAGAUCAAGCAAGCUUACAUYGUUGCUUACAACUUCACCGUCAAAUCGUCUAACAAGCUGAUGAACGUCUCAAUUGAAACGUACAAGCAAGGACUUAAGAAGCUGAACGUAACAAGAGCUUUUAUGGUUAACUUCGUCAACAGCACCAUCAAGAUCGCAUCACAAUUCAUGAAGCCCGCCGUUCCUGUGUUGAACUUCACCAAAAAUGAAAUAAUCGAAACGGCAAUCUUCUUGAACAAUUAUUAUGGAAUCGAAAGGACCAUCCGUGCUCGCGUGAACUAUCAUUACCAGAAAUUCCAAAUCCACUCCGAGAAAUUCCACCGAGACCUUCACCAGCAAUACAAGAUGYUACAAAACCACUCUGAAGGAUACAUGUUGAGCCUCCCUGGAUUGAUGAAAGAUUCAGCUUAUGGAACUCUUGAUUUGGUUAAUAAAACGAUCAGAUAUGUACACUACAAAGUUCGCUCUCUCAAUGCCACGAUGRUGAAGGUUAGAAAUGCCAUUCCAAACUACUUCCGCAUUGACGAAGGUGUCAUCACCAUCAUCAUCCCUCAUCCCAAACCUGUGACUGGUGACAUUGUAUCCAUUUGCAAGGAUGCCUGCAACAAGGUGAAAAUGCUGCCCGAGACUGCAAAGAACAUGACCCGUCGCGCAAUCAACGCAACAAAGAUUUACGCAUUGAAAGCACUGAACGUAUCUAAGCAAUGGAAAGAAGCUGCUCUUAAGACAGAGGCCUACAGAAAGGUUCAGAAUAUCACUAAGAUGCUCAUCAACAUGGUGAAGAACCACCCCAUGACGAAGAAAUAUCUGAACUCCACCAUUUAUGUCUUGAACAUCACCAGCGAUUACAUCCGUGAUCUGAACAUCAGAUACCGACCUCUUGCCAAGAAAUAUGUGAACGCCACACUUCACUUCUUAAAUGCAACUCGUCAAUACAUCCGCGAGCUGAACUUCACCAAGAUGGCAAACCUGACCAAAUCAUAUGCACCUAUUGCAUUCAACAUGACCAAAGAGAUGCUCAAGAGCGGUUWUAAUACCACUCGCAUGUACACCAUGAAGGUGACCAAUGUCGCUUGGAAUAUCUCCGCUGAUAUCUACAACUCGACUAAUCCAAGGCACGCCCUGAUGAAGGUUAGAAACUACACCCUGAAGGCUUUCAAUGAGACAAUGAAGCACUACCGUAAGMUCGCUGCUAAAACUAUGAUCAAGUACUCUGAAAUGAAACAGACUGUUGCUCGUCAUCAGGUAGUAAUUGCGCAGAAGACCCGAAACAUUGUCAUGAACCUUUACAAAAUGACCAGGAACAACRCCAUCGCUCAAGAGUACCUGAACACCACUAUCCAUUUCUUCAACAUCACUCGCGAUUUCGUCGGUAAAGUAAACAUCACAAAGAUUGCCAAGAUGGCCAAGAUCUAUGCACCCAAGGCAUUCAACAUGACUAGGGAUAUGUGCAAGAUUGGUGUGAGCGCAGCUCGUAACUUCACCAUGGAGGUUGCAAAUAUGGCCUGGAACAUUUCAAUGGAUGUCUACAACUCGACCUGCUUGAGAGAAGCUCUCAUGAAGGCACGCAAMCACUCACUCAAGGCGUACAACGAAACCGUCAAGCUGUACAGAAUUCUCUACAAGGAGACCAUGAUCAAGUACAGACAGCUAAACAAUACCCUUCAUGCCCUCUACAAGAACAUCUUGGAGCACAAUCUGACCAAGGAGUACUUGCACCACGCACGAAAGUACUACGGACACUCAAUGAAGAUCAUGAGCAGUCGUGCUCGCCACUUCCAUCACUUGAAGAAAUACUGGCUCCGAAGAAUGUCCCACAGGCUUAACUACUUAAAAAAUAAGCUGAGSCCAAGUCAAUGGAUUCCACCUUUCAAUAGCACUGCUAUGAUCUUUGGAAAACCCCACGUGUACACAUUCGACGGCACGUACUUCCGAUUCCCCGGUUACCAAAACGAACGUUGUACUUACGUACUGGCGCGCGAUGUACGGGAUAACAAGUUUACGCUCAUGAGUCAGGAAAAAGCACUUCUCCUYAUAACCGAUGAUGCCAACGUCAAGAUCCACUCUGACGGACGUGUCGAGAGCAUGACCAARAUCAACUCAGAAGGCGUGAAGAUCCGUGAUGGAUACGACAGUGAACUCCCAGUYCAGAGUGCUAACAUGACAGUUGCCAGAGAAGGUCCAUACAUUAUCCUCAGACAUACUCUUGGCCUUGAAAUCCUCUGCGACGUUGACCAUAACUUGUGUACGUUCAACAUUGCCAGAUGGUACCAUGGACGUCUUGCAGGUCUUCUUGGAACCAACAACAAUGAACACCAUGACGAGAUGAUGAUGUCAACCAACAAGAUCUCAAAGGAUGUGAUYGAAUUUGUCAAUUCUUGGGAGAUUACCAAGGAAGCAGAAUGCCGCAUUAAUAAACAAUCCAAACAAUCCAAACCAAAAGAGUGCAUAACCAAAUACGCAAGUCGCUGCAAGGAGAUCUUCGCUGACCUUAAAUCGCCCUUCUCUCCAUUCUUUAAAAUUGUCGACCCACGACCCUUCAAGAAAGCCUGCGAAAUUGACUACAGUGAAUGCGGCACUCCUAAGGACAUGAAGCACUGUAACACUACUGCUGCAUACAUCGAGUUAUUGAAAAUGAAAGGACAUUGGGUUGAUCAUCUGCCAGAAUGUGGACGAUGCAAUAACCAYGAGAUGGGCUCAAGAUGGUUCCAAUCAGCCGAUAAAACCAUAGACAUGAUCCUUAUCGUACCAGAGACCCAAGGAAUGAGAGCUUUUGCUAAACAAAUCCCAAGACACAUCAGUGAACUCCAACGCUCUUUGCAAGGAUAUUCUUUACGAUUUGGUCUCGUCAGCUUUGGUGGAAAGGGCAUCCAUCUCCGACCACACCCAGUCACYAUCAACGGAAAGUAUUUUGGCAGCGCUGAAGAAGUCAAGUCUUCCAUUGACCACCUUAAAUUCUCCAACACAAUGGACAACGAGACCGAUGGAUUUGAAGCUAUCGCCAAAGCCGCCCAUUAUCCAUUCAAAGGAGCAUCAACCAAGAUCUUAGUCCUGUUUACCACCUCAGAGCGCUUUGCCAACCCCAACGCUCCAUGCCUCCGUCGCAUGACCAAGAAGCUUCAAAUGCGUGACAUCACCCUUAACAUCAUUGGCAAAUACCAAAAGUUUAGGGGAGAAAAGAUGGGACAAGAUUACCUUGGACGAAUGAUCUACAGAAAACUGGAAGGCCCUUCGAUCAGAGGUGUCCCUCUACCAAGAGGUGAAUAUGUCGAGCUUAUGCAGAACACCAAGGGAUCCAUGUUUGGAAUAACAUUCUUUGCUUCUGAUGAUCGUGAUAAAGCCUAUCGUCCUUUUAACGCAAGCUACCUCAAGGUCUUGAAAGAACAAAUCAAGAGGGACCAGAAUAUGUGCAAGGAAUGCUUCUGYGCACGUGGACAAGUAGGUGAGGGACGUACCAUCUGCAAGAUCAAYGAGCUCCACAAGUGCUGAAAAUGACAAACCCGCGUUUUGUGAAACGCAUGUUAUGGAACCCGCACCGGUCCACAUGGAAAUGUMUAAACGACAAAAAACCUAGUUAACCCUUUAAUUUGAUUAGAUAAACUUUAUCCCGUUAUGUGUUAGUAGUAUUUAAGUUUAUUUCUACAUGUAGAGCUGCCGCAAGGAAGAUAAGGCGCUCGUCAUAAAAUUUAGCAACUAUUUUUUUUUUAAUAAUUGAUUUCCUAUUCUUUUAUUAUAUCGUGGCCUGAUUUGGCAAAGUGGUGGCUUUAAUGCGGGUUCUGUGACGUCUGCUUUAGUCCGUUUUAGGAUUAGGAUAAGACUUGUGUCACUGAUGUGAUUUAAUUCAAUGAUAUUUAUUUGAAAUCUUUAUUUGGACGAAUUUCUUUAACAUUAGUCGACUUAAAAAACAAACAGUAUCUGGUAUGACGAAGUUAGUUAAAAACUAUAAGUGGAGCUARCUUCAGAUGUAAUACUGUUAUUUGUAGUAGUGUUCCUUUCUUAAUAAAAAACAAGCAUUUAA